UUUAACCCGGAUAAAGGAGAAAAAAAAAUGCAGAAUCGCUUUCAAAACUAUUGUACUGGACGGCGUACAUCUCUACUCCGAGCUCAAAGGAACGUAGCUCCAAACUCUCUGGAAUGAAUCGGCGCCUUUACAUGGUUUGAGUUUUGCGUCACUUUAAUGAUCACCUUGAAAAGAACUGUGAAUUUCUACCUAUUUUUAGAUUAAAAAACUCCCGCAAUAUAAACUUCAUUAGAUGUGCAGCGUGUUUCUUAAUUGAACACGUUGAAGCUCUAUACUUUUCGCAUAACAAACAAUGAUCUCUGAGUAAAACCACCGAUAAAUAAAAAACAAAACCAAAUACGAGAGGGUUAAGAAAACCUACAAUUGUCUUCAUUUCCUUCAUAGAAAACUUUCAAAAUUUGCUGUUCUAUUGUCAAAAAUUACGAUUGUUUUCGUACGAAGAAAGUCGCAUUUAUAUCAUAAAUCCCUUGAUCAUUCUUAAAGAAAUUACAGAUUUAAUGCAUUUAUGGAAAGCUAUUGUGAUGAAGCGACUGUAAUUUCAAAUUUGUGGAAGAGGAAAUGCUUUUUUUGAGGAGAAUACUGUCAGCUACGGCAGGGUUCAAGCGGGAAGCUAAUUAAUUAGUUCUUUGCUUUUGUUGUUGGAAGAAUAAAUACUUUUUUGUUGGAGGCAGGGUGUCGGUUGUAUUUUCCCGAAUUUGAAAAUUAAAGGCAAUUUCGGCAAGUCAAUUUGAAUGCUAGGUUCUUAAGCUUCUUAUAGUUAAAGUAAUUUUUAUACGAGGAACGAGUUCAGCUAUAUCCCUUGGAUUCUGGUUUUGUAUACAAAUGUAAAUCUGAUUUUGUAGAAUUGUGCUUGAAGAUUACGGAUAUACCUUGCUCUUUUGAAAAGCUAGGUCAUGAGGAUUACGGCCAUAUGCCUCUGGAGGUAUGCGGAAAACAGUGGGCGCCAUUGUAAAGCAAUAGAGACGAAGUGCAUACCAGUCAAUCAUGAAUCUAAUGGAAGGGGAGCAUUUGCACUUCCUUAUUUCCUGAAAGGUUUUUUAAACCAACAAAACUUCUCAACAAGUGUUCAUGGUGAUGAGCCAUCUGCUGAGUAUGCAAAGUCUAGAAGAGCAACACUGGAGAGUGAAUUUGGACAUGCACUAGGCAGUCAUGGCUCCAAAGCUUUUUCAGUCUAUCACCGUUUUGGUCCUUUCUUGGCAUUUUACAGAGCUACGAUAAUCUUGUCUAAAGUUGCUGUGCUGAGUUUCUGGCAUUUGUUUGUUAAAGAUAUCCACAAGCGGGCAGCUAAGCUUCGAAGGAUUCUUAUUCAACUAGGACCAUUCUAUAUUAAGCUUGGGCAGGCUCUUAGCACUCGGCCAGAUAUAUUGCCCAAUGCUUAUUGUCAGGAACUCGCAAAGUUGCAGGAUCAAAUACCACCAUUUUCUACUAGACUAGCAAUUCAAUCUAUCCAGACCCAGCUAGGGGCACCAAUAUCAAAGCUUUUUGCUGAUAUCAGUUCAGAGCCUGUUGCUGCUGCAUCAUUGGGACAGGUUUAUAAAGCUCAUCUGCAUACUGGAGAGCUUGUUGCUGUAAAAGUACAGAGACCUGGGAUGCCAUUGAUGUUGGCUCUUGAUGCACAUCUUAUACACAUGAUUGGGGGCCAACUGAAGCACUAUGCAAAGGCACGAGGAGACUUGUUAUCUGCAGUAAAUGAAAUGGUUAGGCACAUGUUUGAGGAGAUUGAUUAUAUCCAUGAAGCACAGAAUGCUGAACGUUUUGCUUCCCUCUAUGGCUUUGAUGCAGAUUACAAAAGCUCUCUAAAAUACCAGGGAGUUGGAGGAAGCAGUGAUAAAAGAAGUAAAGGUACCUCUAAUUAUGGUUCUCAGGGUAAAAGUAAAAGCUGGGUGAAGGUGCCAAAGAUUUACUGGGACUUUACUCGCAAAUCUGUCCUCACAAUGGAGUGGAUAGAUGGUAUUAAAUUGACAGACAAGGAAGGAAUCGAAGAAGCUCAUUUGAAUAUAAAACAACUUGUUGAUCAGGGUGUCUAUUGCUCAUUGAGACAACUACUUGAAGAGGGCUAUUUCCAUGCUGAUCCCCACCCUGGAAAUCUUGUGGCUAUCAGAAGUGGAUCACUUGCUUACCUUGACUUUGGUAUGAUGGGAAAUAUUCCACGGCAGUAUCGUGUAGGUCUCAUUCGAACGCUUGUACAUUUUGUCAAUCGUGACUCUAUGGGUUUGGCAAAUGACUUUUUCUCACUUGGAUUCCUUCCUGAGGGAACAGAUAUGCAAACUAUUUCUGAUGCUAUGCAAGCAUCAUUUGGUGAUGAAGCAACAAAGUCUCAGUUAGACUUCCAGGGUAUUAUGAACCAGUUAGCUGAUGUGAUGUAUGAGUACAACUUUUCUUUGCCUCCUGACUAUGCGUUGGUGAUAAGAGCAUUGGGAUCUUUAGAAGGGACAGCUAAGUCACUUGAUCCUGACUUCAAAGUUGUAGCAAGUGCAUAUCCUUAUAUUGUAGGAAGACUGCUUGCAGAUCCUGAUCCUGACAUGAGAAAAAUAUUGAGGGAGCUUCUUAUAAAGAACAAUGGAUCAAUUCGGUGGCAUCGCCUUGAACGCCUGGUAAUGGCAAUUGCUGAGCAAACUUCAGACACUGAAAAAGAUGUGGAAAGCAGUAAAGCACAAGAUGAUGUGGAAUCCUCUGAAGUUAGAGAAUAUGCUUUAUCCUUUGAUAUGCGGGCUGUUGCUGCAUCUACAGUAGAUUUAGUUGAUUUUAUUUUCUCAGGCAAAGGCGAAAGAGUCCGGGUAUUCCUAAUUCAAGAUAUUGUCAAUGCAGUGGAUACAUUUUUGCAGCAAGAAAUUUUAAGUUAUCUUUAUCUUGAGAGAAAUGAACCUGUUGGAGACAGCAAUGUCUCUUAUCAGAAACAUAGGUCAAACAGUGAAUAUAUCCUCCAAAAUGAUUCAGAUGACAGAAAGAAUGCAUUCCAGGAUCAUUCUGUCAAAUUUGAGGGUAACCCAAAAUCUAAAUUUGCAUCGAGGGGAGACAAUGGCCAGCAUUAUAGAGACAACCAUAAUAGGGGAAAUAAAAGCUCAGAAAGCUCUGAAAAAUCUUCUGCAACAAGAGAAGACACUGACACAGACGAUGAACAGAAGCGAUUUUUCCUCAUUAGGGUUAUUGCUGGUCUACGUGCUUUUGCCAAAGCUGUGAAUUCUGCACCUGAGGUAUGGAUACCUUUGCUAGUUAGUACUGCAAUUAAGCCUGAGGUAUGUAAAUUUUAUAUUAAUGUCCUCAAUGCCUUGGCUAAGAAGUCCUGUCAAAGAGUACCAGAGACUAUUUGGCUUCAAAUUUCAAGAGCUAUUCACAAGUUCUUUGAACGAAGUAGCUGAUAUAGCUGUGCAGAUAUAUUGGUUUGUAGAACUGUUUGAUCCAGUGUAGGGUCGUUUCAACGUUAUUUGAUAUGGACAGGCUGGCAUCGCCAAAAAUGUAUAUUGCCCGAGAAUUCAUUUCUAGACGUGGAUAAUAAAAAAUGCUGUCUUUCUUCAUUUGGAAUCUUUACAGAGUUUCGAUCAUUUGCCACCUGUUCAUAUUCUUUGUCCAGCUUAUUAGCAGGCUUCUUUCCAGUUAAGAGGGCUGGUCUAUUUCUAAAGUUUUGUAAGCCUUGCACAAGGUCCUAGCAAAGACUCGUGCAACUCUUUGAUAAAAAGAUGCUGUAAUUAUCGAUGUAUAGAAGAUUUCUUGCCAUCACUGGGCACACGAUUCAUGAUACAUCUUCAGGUGCAAGAGUAAAUGCAUGACAUUAGAAACAAUUCUUGGAGCCUUGUGGCAAAUGUAAAUAUUAAUUCCUUGAUAUACUAAUGCAAUCAGUUUAGCUAACUAGCAAUUAAUCCAUGUACUUUCGGACCAAUCCUGAGCUUGCUUCCUUUAAUGGGCGGUUGAUUUAAGCUCUUUGUAAUGGUCAACUUAUUCUUUAAAAAUAAAAGACCAUUCAUUUAUAUUUUGGGUGCAAAUGUCACACAAAAUAUACAUUCAUUGGAAUAAUAUCAAAUGAGUAUCUAUCAAUGUAAAUGUGUAUGUUUGAAUAAUAGUUCAGUCAUUUAAAUCA
Molecule: messenger RNA, 4075 nt
Organism: Cryptomeria japonica (Japanese cedar)
Lineage: Eukaryota; Viridiplantae; Streptophyta; Pinopsida; Cupressales; Cupressaceae
Exons: 15
Coding region: 894-3359 (821 amino acids)
Source: RefSeq, a predicted model, not a curated record